Molecule: messenger RNA, 925 nt
Organism: Prorocentrum cordatum
Lineage: Eukaryota; Dinophyceae; Prorocentrales; Prorocentraceae
Source: the annotation of a GenBank genome assembly
CUCCUGGGGCGGCGGCGGGGGCGGCGGGGACUCCUGGAGCGGCGGCGGCGCUGGCGGCGGCUCCUGGGGCGGCGGCGGGGGGAGCUCGUGGAGCGGUGGCGGCGGGCCGGCCACUCCGGGCCUGCAGGGUCAGGCGGCCGCCGCAGGGGCCCCGCCGCAGCUCGGGCCGCUCGGGGGUGGCGAAGGCGCCAAAGCCAUCGUCAAGAACGAGGACAUCACCGUCACCGACCAGGACGGGAACAAGGUGGACCUGCAGCCCCUGCAGCUCUUCGCCGACUGCCCGUUCCCCGCGGUGCUGCAGAACGAGGUCGCGAAGGCGGGCUUCGUCUCGCCGUCCGAGAUUCAGGCGUAUUCGUGGCCUCUCGCAUUCCAGGGCAAGGACGUCAUCGGAGUUGCUGCCACGGGCAGUGGAAAGACGCUCGCGUUCCUCUUCCCCGCGUUCAAGCACAUCCUGGACAACCGGAUCCCCGCUCGCGAUCCGGUGCUCCUCACGCUGGCCCCCACGCGCGAGCUGGCCGUGCAGAUCGAGAAGGAAGCGCAGCGCUUCGGGCAGUCCAGCCAGAUCAGUUGCGUGUGCGCGUACGGCGGUGCCCCCAAGCACCAGCAGCUCAGCGCCAUGCGGGCGGGGGUGCACUGCCUCAUCGCGACGCCCGGGAGGCUGAACGACUUCCUGGAGGGCCGGCAGGUGCGGCUGGACAAGGUGGCGAAGUUGGUGCUGGACGAGGCAGACCGCAUGCUUGACAUGGGGUUCGAGCCCCAGAUCCGCAAGAUCUUGAAGGAGGUCCCGCAGAAGAGGCAGACCCUUUUCUUCACCGCCACCUGGCCGAAGGAGGUCAGGAAGCUGGCGGAGGACUUCCUGUACAAGCCGUUCAAGGUCCAGAUCGGCGACCGCGACGAGCUCAAGGCCAACACCGACAUCACCCAG